AUGGAUCCACCAUCGAUAGGUAAUAUAAUUUUGACUUCCUCUAGUACUAGCGGAGAUCAUUGUGAUUGAUAUUGAUUGCAUUAGCAGCAACGAGGUGAAGUGAUUAUUUCAGCAGGGCACACUGGGUCUGAGUACUGAACCCCAUUUGAUUUGUUAUCGAGAGUUAUACCGUCGUGUAAUAAUUAUUUCAGCAUGUUGGAGUCCUUCACAUUAUUUUGUGCGUUGUUCAUUUUCUCAUAGAGUUUUUUUGUGCUCCUGUUUUCUCCCUCCUUUUGCACGGAUCGAUGAGAGAUUUUGGUUUUCAGACUGAGCUGAACGAAUUCAUUCGACACAAGAGCUCCUGCUUUUUUAUUCUAUCCACCACAACCACAACCACUAGCACUGAAUGAAUCUUCAAAUAACCUCGUUAACCUUAGAUAGUCGAAAAAAGUAUUUCACGCUUGAGAUGAAUCUUGUUCAAAUAGAUCAAAAACUCGUCACUGUCAUAUUAACAACUGUUCAUCAGAUACUCCCACGCUCUCUGGUCCCACAAGUAUCUUCUUGCAGUGGAACAUCACCGCUGACACCAUGCGAGGCAUCAGCCCCAAGGGCUUUGCGGUGUACCGAGACGAGGGCCACUUAAACUCUACUUUAUGGGGAACAGGAUCAUCAACCCAUCUUUUAAAAAGCCAUCUUUAUCUUGGCAGUUCUCUCUUGGAAUAAGGGCCUCGUCCAUGAAGAUGAUAGAGAUGGGUCGUUAGAAGUACCUCUAACUACUCCUGUGGACUUUGCGAAUCUUAGAGCUAUUGACCUGGCAGGCAGCCUAGAGGAUGGGGUCACAGUUCCCGAUCCCGCUUGUACAGCGCAGGCCUUUGAUGGCGCUUGUUAUCCGGAAUUACCAAGCUGGGACACAAGAAGCUGCGUGCACAAGCCAGUAUAUGACGUGGCGCAUUCGAGAAACUGCACGAUAACAGGCCUGGAGCCGAAUACAUACUACAGGUAUAUUCAUUACACCAGGAAUUCUAGUUCUUGAAUUUAAAUGAAGGUUUUUGAACUUGAUAUUGUCGUGUUGAAUUUGAAAACUAAAACAUGUUCUUCGGAUGAAUGCAAAACACAUGCUCCUCGGACGGAUGAAUGUGACAUUUACAAACUUAUAUUGCCGAAUAGAUUCAAUUCAUCCAGAACGUUCAUUAAUCACCGUAAAAUCUAAGUACAAGUCAGAACCCACAACCCCACCCCUUCUUCAUCCGCAACAGGUUCCGUAUCGCUGCCAUCAACGUGCUUGGUCGUGGUCCAGUGUCCAAUGACGUGGUCCUCAAAACUGGUUCGGUCGGAAACGUUUUCAAUACCAUCCCUCAGUUCGAGGCUGCUGAGAGUGGCAUGCGCACCAUGUUCACAGCGGGAAUGCCUCUGACAUUAAGGCUUGAUGUUCACCUGCUACAACAUCUUUUUCUUUGAAAGACAAACAUGGCCUGCUACAACAUCUUUUUCUCAAGAACAUCUUUAGUUACUUUUUCUAUGAAAGACACACAUGGGGAAAUAAGGGGCCUGCAGCCUUUCAUGGGGAUGUUGUAGCUCAGUGAGCUCUAAUGAGCGAUAGAACGAACGAGACGUCGCCUUCUGUAACCUUUGGCUGGACCCAACCGCCACAAGAGGACGGAGACUUCAUCUUCAAUUACAAGGUACUUCAACUUCUUCCUAGAAGUUGUAGCACAUGAAGAGUUCUUAAAAGUUGUUCUUGCUUUUACUAGAAGAAGAAGCUGUAGCACUUAUUGGCGGGAAGUUGAAUUGAGAAUUUGCAACUGAGUGUCGCCAUAAUUUCCUGCUUCCGCUUCUCGUUCUGGUGCUGGUCACCCGAAAUUUGAAUGACAUGCACUUCUGCUCAUACUCUCAUGCAUGCAUAUCACUCUCAUCCCCAUAAUGAUCCUGUAACCAUAACAUACCAACCAGGCUCUUCUCACUUAUGUCCCGGACACGUCCAACCCCUUGCCGGAUGACCCGACAGCCAGUACGUUUCUCUAUGCCGCUAACGGUACCUUGGAGAACCCGUUGCCUCUAUCUGUGCGCUCUCUCACAAUCCGUGCUUCCGACUCUCCUGAAGCCGAGGCCUUCCUGAAACCGCGGAGACAGUACACCUUCCAGCUUCUAGCUGAGUCAGAGCUCGGCUUGUCGGAACCGACAGUCAGCAGUGAUGCUGGCUAUCUGGUGGCAAAGCCGUUACCGGUGUUGAGCUUCAGACAAGAUGUGAGUAAGGGCUUUCAAGGUGCGGUCGUGCACGUUGCGUGGGACUCGAUCAUAGACUUGAGCUAUGCGGCAACGGCGUCGACGUAUGUGACGAAUUACACAGAAACAGCGCCGCCAGGGUGGACACCGCCAACCAGGAUGUUGAUGGGCAACAUGGAUGACGGAAGAAUAGAUGAUAUGGACUUGAAGAAGGGUCUUGCAGGUGGUCCAGCGUUUAUUGGAGCAGAAGUAGCCAGACAAAGGACAAGUUAUAGUAAACAUUCAUCUUCUGUAGACGCCAAUAUCAUCAGUAUCAAAGACGAGGAUCAGGAAUACAGGACACUUCUCGCUAGUGGGAAGAGAGACCUCUUGAGCGCAGCAUAUUUCGAGGACCAAAUCGGCACAGCCUCUAGUUCGGCUGCGAUGUUGCGACAGGGAGUAGAACUAGACACGGAGCAAGCGCCAGAGCCUGCAGGGGAUGGUACGGAUAAUGACCCGAAUGCACCUCGGGUCUGGGCCGUACGUGAUGAGGCGAGCGGAGUGUAUGUGGAAGUUGAUAAACCUGGGGCAACAAUAAGAGUAGCUACAGAUGAGGUCAACAAACAAAAGCAAAAAUUAGUGGAACUAGAAGAAGAACAAGAACAGGCGAAAGCUGCAAUAGUUAUUGGCGACGAGGACGAUACUAUCACAAGUAGUACCACGUCACCAUCAAAAAUAGGUUCAGGACCUGCAUCUUCUGACGUCCUGGACGCUUCUGCUGGACCUGUGUCUUCUGACGUCCACGACCUUGAUUCUUCUGUCUCUUCCAAGGACAUCAGCAUGAGCCCCUUCACACCUCCGCAUUUACGCUUCUUGUCUGCUAAUGCAAGUAAUGGCACAUCAGGGUCUGGCACUAGUGCGACGCAGAUUCUCGCAAUCUGUAUCGGAGAAGACCCCGCCAACACGACCAUCAUGAACUGCACCACCACCACAACGCCACCUCCUACUAUUAAGGCCCCAAGAAAUCCAUCUUCCCCAGCAACAUCUUAGCCCCGUUGGUUGAUUUAUUUCAAAGGAAAAAUAUAGGGCACCAAGUAAGAUGAAUCCGAAGAUGAAUUUCUCUGAGUUCUAAUACUAGCUCAACCACCACCACGACGCCGCCACUAGACAUCUAUUUCUCGUCCGAGACUGGCGGCGACUAUUUCCGCAACACGUUCUAUGAAAUCUGGGCCCGCGAGGUCUUCAAUGACGGCACCCUAUACCGCACAACCAGCGAAGGCGUCACUGGCGACUUCAUUUUGCGAUACAAGGAACCGAUUCUAGUCGGUAGUACCACGUCGAUUAUGACCAACAGUGACAAUCCAGGUGCCCUGAUGGAAUUGAAAAUACGGACAAGCAACAACAACGGCGCAUCGGAGUUCAGCAAGCCAGUGAUGAUCUACAGUGGGGAGCUGUGUCCGCCAGUACAGAAUCUCAAGUUGCUAGAGGAGGAUCCAGAGUUUGUCACAGUCAACUGGGAUCCACCGGUAUCGACAGGAUAUGCACCGUUUGUGCUGCACUAUGAAGCGGUCUUUGACAGUGUGGAUCCGUCGACCCUGUUUGCUGCUAAUUCAGGAGGUAACUCAACGAGCAGCAGUUCUUCUUCUGCCACUUCCUAUAGUACAGGCACUGCAGCAACUAUGACUUCUGCUUCGUCCUACAGGAUAGGAACGACUGAAAUUGUGACGGGACAAGGCAUUCCGCGAUCGGCUAACGCAGUGGUGGAGUUGCGGGACAACUUUAACCUGUACUGGGAUAUCAACAAGGCGGCUUUGAGAGCCCUCAACAGUCCCAAGAUGUGGUAUACGAUCACGCCAGUAACGCACGUCGGAAAGGGGGUGCCGGUCACGGUGUUGGGAGAGGUCGUCCUGUAG
This is a messenger RNA of Amoebophrya sp. A25, 4094 nucleotides long. Lineage: Eukaryota; Dinophyceae; Syndiniales; Amoebophryaceae. The record is from the annotation of a GenBank genome assembly.